Knipowitschia caucasica is the source of this 351-nucleotide messenger RNA. NCBI's taxonomy places the organism in Eukaryota, Metazoa, Chordata, Actinopteri, Gobiiformes, Gobiidae. The record is from the annotation of a GenBank genome assembly.
AUGUCCAGUCAAACCAAGGCCUCCAACAUAGAGAAUGGAGCAGCGCGGAGUGAGAACAGGGGGCAAAGGCUCAGAGUGUGUAUCUCCUACCGCACAGGUGGAGUAGUGGGCUCAGAUGCUGUGAUGCUCAGGUUCCUGGGUCAAGCUCGCCAUCGAUUUGGUUCAGGAUACCAGAAAAGACCUGGCCUUGUGGCAGACAGAGACCAGCCCUGUGGAGGCAUCACAGGUCAGGGAGUGGAUAGAGUCAGAUUUAAGCAGGAUGUUUGGCCCAGAGCGCUGAAUCUCCAGACGAGCCCCGGAGGCUGCUGCAGGCUGAGGUCCGCUGUACUAGCAUCUGCCUCCUCGCACUGA